Molecule: messenger RNA, 2999 nt
Organism: Podospora bellae-mahoneyi
Lineage: Eukaryota; Fungi; Ascomycota; Sordariomycetes; Sordariales; Podosporaceae
Exons: 3
Coding region: 348-2999 (883 amino acids)
Source: RefSeq, a predicted model, not a curated record
CGGCCAGGGUUGUGCUGCUGCGGCAGGGGCCAGUGUUGUUCUGGCAAACUCACGAUGGUUCCUGCUGACCGGUGCUUUUCUUUAUUAACUGUCAUUUCCCCCUCUUUACUUCUUCCUUUUUUAUUUAUUCCGUUUUACCGUUUCUCUCCCCUAAGUAUCCGUGUUGACGCCGAACAUCGUCACUUGGUGGGGGCCAUUCCGCCUUAGAAAGCCAUCGUAUCAUUGACGACAUUGUUUGCAGCCACCUGGGCCUCCCCCCUUUGUUAAAACAAGAGGUAGUCAACAUCUUUACUGCCUGCCAGUAGCAUGUCUGCGAGGUUCCAUCCUUGACCUAUCAUUCCCCCACCAUGUCCUCGUUAACAGCCGCAUCCACCCUUACUCGCCGAGCUCGCUGUGCUCAGGCUACACCAAGCUCGGUUGGAGCUGUCCUCAACCUCCACCAGCAACAAACACGCAGCUUCAGGUUCAGCCGAACAUGGAUCGUCCACAUCGACGCUGACCAGGACCGAGAUAUAUGCCGCCGCCACCGCUUCGCUCGCCAGAGAUAUCCAGACAUACUCCAUCGGCAUCUUUCCUGGGACAAGAGCAGCUUCAGCAGGCCAUCAAACCCAUCCAAGUCCUCACCCUACGAUUACUGGCGCACCGAUCAAUCGCCGAGUCUUUCCAGGAACAGAUGGGCCAGCAGCAAUAUCCCCAACAAGACCACCGGGAACCCCACUGGCAUCCGGCCAGGCCAAAACAUUGAGGAUGCUGAGAGGGCGCCACUGGAGCACUUGCUUUUCGGCAAGCAGGAGCGGCGGGCCAAAGUCACAGCGCUUGAUCCGGCAGACGUCACCAAAACCUUCAAGUCGUAUCGUUCCCAGUUCGCGGGAUUUCAGCCCCCACCACUCGGUGUUGCACAGGAGCCGAUAUUCUACGACGGCCCGCCACCCGAGGCGGAGUUGAAACUCUACGGCAAGGUCAAGAUCGAUUCAGAACCUUGGGCCGCUGUCCCGAGAAAGCCAGCUCCAGCUCCGCGUAGCCAGUCUGUUCCAGAUGUCGUCAAUGCUCUUAACGAUAAGCAUGCCGAGGUCUUGUGGAACGAAAGCAAUAUCACUGGAUCGGGACAAGGUCUUAACACAUCCGAGUAUAACGACCUGGACAAGUAUACACCCGUUGUCGAUCCAGCCUCAGACCCAGUUCAGGUUCAACCCGAGGAGUACAAAGAUCUCGGCAGAUACGUUCCAAUCAAGCAUCAGGAACCAGAUGGAAAACCCACGGGCCAAGAAGAGUCUAUCGAGUACGAAGACCUCGACAAAUACGGGCCUGUGCGCUCUCAUGAGCCGGACGGGAAGUACAAGAUCGAUCCAGACUCAGAACCUGUACCAGAGGACCUUGGAAAGUAUGAGGAUGGUGUCAGCUCGCAUGAACCUGACGGAAAGUACAAACCCAUGCAGCAGGCUUCCGUGAGUUCAGAGAAGUUGGGCAAAUACGACGCGGCCGUUCGUGCACAUGAACCGGACGGGAGAUACGCCCCUGUCUUGGCCGAACCCAACCUCGAUCCCGCUGAGAUUGCAGAGUACAGCAAGCCAUUUUUGAGCCAUGAACCCGAUGGAAAGUAUGCAGAAGCCUAUGUUCGACCGUCGCAAGAUGAAGCUGAACUCGCACAAUACGAGGCUUUCCGCAGUCACGAGCCGGAUGGAAAAUAUGCGCCCGAACAGUAUCAGGCUGGUUACGAUCCUGUCGAGCUCAAGACAUAUAUCCCUUUCCGCAGUCACGAGCCCGAUGGCAAGUACGCGGCAUCCCACGUCGCGCCCACACAGGAUUCAGCGGAGUUGAAGAGCUACAGAGCCUUCCGGAGCCAUGAGCCUGAUGGGAAGUAUGCGGUAUCUGAGGCCGAAUCUGACUCCGAACCAGUGGAACUGGACAGUUACAAGGCAGUACGAAGUUGCGAGCCUGACGGCAAAUACGCCGCAAACAUCAACGCCUCAAUCACAGAGCCAACUGAUCUGGACGAGUAUCAAGGGGGGUUUCGCAGCAAUGAGCCAGACGGCAAGUAUGCGCCCUCGGCAGAAGACUUGAAGGAGGGCCCCGACUUGGGCAAUCACGAAGCGUUUACACUGGAGGACUCCGAGACGAGCCGCACCGCUCAACGGCAGAAAGCCAUACCCGCAGCCAAGAAUGAGGCCGAGAUUACCACUGAGUUCCGAAAGGUUGUUCAGGAGUUGAUGGCCAAUCCAACCGCCGAAUCCGCUCUCGCCUCACAGAGGUCAUCGAGCUACCAAUCUUCGGAUGGCAAAGAGACGCCCAAACCCAAAAAGUCUAAACGACUCACUGGCCAAACAGAGACAACUCCCGCCAACCUCUCAGAACCAGUACUCUACAAGAUUUUGGCUUAUGACCCCGUGAUGCAGGCAAUAGAUGUUGCCGAGACCACAUCUGUCGUGCCAGACAGCGCCACACCCUUGAGCCCAGCCGAGGUUCUUCUUCGGAUCUCCAACCCUGCCCGCUUCUUCCCUCAUUUUGCCCCUCUCCAAGCCCAGGGCUUCGAGAUCGUUUCCGGCAGCGGCGAUGUCCUCAUCUUCCGCAAGGUUCGUGAGCCAGUCGUCGCCAAGGAGGAACAGGUCGCUUCUACCAAGACGGUCCCAGCUUCAUCGCCCACUUCACCUGUCAACCCCAUCGACAUGACUGGCGGUGGCCUUGUCCCGGAGUACAAUGUCGCGGCCGGCCGGUUUGCUAGUCCCACUGGCUUCGUCAACUACGACUUGCCUUCGGAGAAGACGAUCGGCCGCUAUGUUCCGCAGGGUGAGACUUUCUUUAGUCCGGGUCAGAGAGCAGAGGAGAUGCAUGAGAGGCACUCGGCGUGGGAGGAGAAGCAGAAGAAGAAGAAGAAAGGGAGUCUUCUCAAGCGUCUUGCUGUUAGCGCGGCUGGGGUUGCGAGUGUUUCGUUUGGUGUUGCUGUGCUAGCUGAGGGGAUGAAGAAUGAGGUGAAGGGGGUGAAGGUGGUUAAGAAGAACUGA